AUGCGCCGUCAUCGUUCUUGCUGGUCACUGACGAGACUGAUCAGCCAAGCAAAUGAGACUGCAAAAGAUUUGAACACGACGCUGUCAUCUCCACCCAAGAUAAAUCCUGGUCUGGAUAGAUUAAUGUCAUUGUCAAGUGUUGUUAGCGAGGACGCGAUUGAGCUGGGUCCACCACCUAGCGGUCCUCCUGCGCUUACGAUCGGAAACUCAUUGAUGGGAGGAGGCAUCGAGCUGCAACCUGCAGCUACGAAUGUGAAUACUUACAACUUUGACUGGAAGCUGCACAGAAGUGCAUCAAGCAGUGGUGGACACGGGGCUACUAAGGGUGCCAGUCGUGGGUUACGAGCACAGCUGGAACGAACAUUGGCAGCGUCUCAGAAGGGAACAAACUAA
Messenger RNA from Phytophthora infestans T30-4, 393 nucleotides. RefSeq lists its product as uncharacterized. NCBI's taxonomy places the organism in Eukaryota, Oomycota, Peronosporomycetes, Peronosporales, Peronosporaceae. The record is from RefSeq and is a predicted model, not a curated record. The coding region runs from base 1 to 393 and encodes 130 amino acids. The transcript has 3 exons.